Rhododendron vialii is the source of this 2140-nucleotide messenger RNA. Its product is annotated as grpE protein homolog 2, mitochondrial-like. Gene Ontology annotation, molecular function: protein homodimerization activity; protein-folding chaperone binding; adenyl-nucleotide exchange factor activity. Gene Ontology annotation, cellular component: PAM complex, Tim23 associated import motor. Gene Ontology annotation, biological process: protein folding; protein import into mitochondrial matrix. The record is from RefSeq and is a predicted model, not a curated record. Lineage: Eukaryota; Viridiplantae; Streptophyta; Magnoliopsida; Ericales; Ericaceae. The transcript has 5 exons. The coding region runs from base 707 to 1693 and encodes 328 amino acids.
GCUUAUUUAAGUUGUUUUUGUCUCGUAAACAACUUUAUAAGCUGUAGCAGACAUGUGAAAGGUUGAUAUUCAACCUGUAUAAUACACAUGGCCCGGUUAAGGCUACAAACGAGCUGAGCCAAGCUUUGAAGUGUUCGAGCUCGGCUCGUUCAAAACUAUCCAAGCUCGAGCCAGGUUGAGCUCAAAUAAUAGAAAAUCGAGCUCAAGCUGUUUUACAAAAUGUGAAAGGUUGAUAUUCAACCCAAAUAAAACACAUUGGUGGUCGUGUGGUCGAUUUCGGCCUGAUUGUCGGGCUAAACAGCAUUGUCACCUUAUUUCUCCUUGCUAUAGUGAUUUAGUGAAUUUAUGCUGUGUUACUAUCUUGAUCACGUAAUCUUCCAAUAAGACUUUCCAUCCCUGUUCACAGUACUCAUUAUAUGUUAUUUUCAUUAUCGAUCUUGCGAGUUUUAAUAGUUUGAAAUAUUUCGAAAGACACUAUCAAAACUUUAAAAGUUUUACUUAGAUCAAAAAAUAAAAUGCAAUUAUCAAAAAAUAAAGUGUGGAAAUUACCACCCAAUAAUUAUGUUUUAGUGUAAUUUCAGCCGUAAAAUUGUUUAACGGGAAAUAGAGGAAUUUCGGGAAACCCUAAGGUUUUUUAUGCUUCCGCUCUAUUUUCUCGCUCUCUCUCUCUCUCUCUCUCUCUCUCUCUCUCUCCUUUUAACGGCAGAUGUCGCUGUAUAGGAUUACUUCAGGUUUUCAGAGGACCGUCCGAAACUCAUUGCUAGUUUAUGCUCGCCGUCCCAUCGUAAUCGAUUCCAAUGAAUUCCACUCUCUUCGUCACUAUGAAAACAAGGUGGUUACCAGUGUCGUGUCAUUAUCACAUAACUCACCCCUCAACGCAUCUGUUUUUCGACGACUUGGAUUCUGGUCAUCUGCGUCUCCUGAAACUACUGAAACAGACGCUGCCCGGUCUAAAAACAAUGGUACUCACACUAAAACAAGUGAAGAUACCACCCAUCCUGAUAAAAAAGAAGCUUCCAGUUCUGAAUAUAUAGAAGUAACUAAUCAGAAAGUUGAAUCAGAUUCUAGUUCGGAAUCCCAACCUGCCAAAAGGAGGAGGAGACAUAUUAAACGAAUUGCAUUUUCUGAUUCAGAUUCGGAAAGCGAUUUAUCCAUGGAGGAUCUGUUGAAAGUUUUGGCAGAAAAGGAAGAACUGCUGAAAGGGAAGGACAAAGCAAUUGAGAUGAUGCAAGAAAAAGUUCUCCUGGCUGAUGCUGAAAUGGCGAAUGUCAUGUUAAGGACAAGACGUGAAGCAGCAAACUCGCAAAAAUUUGCUAUACAGAGUUUUGCAAAGAGUUUACUGGAUGUUGCAGAUAAUCUGGCUAGAGCUGCUUCUGUUGUUGAAAACAGUUUCUCAAAGAUUGAUGCGUCUAAAGACACUGCUGGAGCAGUGCCCCUUCUCAAAACACUUCUUGAAGGUGUUGACAUGACGGAAAAGCAACUUCUAGAGGUAUUCAAAAAGUCCGGAGUGGAAAAAUAUGACCCGACAAAUGAGCAAUUUGAUCCUAAUAGGCAUAAUGCAGCAUUCCAAGUUCCAGAUGCUUCUAAGCCCCCAGGCAUUAUAGCUAUCGUUCUGAAGCCAGGAUUCGUGCUGCACGAUCGAGUUCUUCGGCCAGCUGAAGUAGGCGUAACAGUAGACAUGGCUAAUCAGUAAUGAGACAAACCAAGGCUCUGAAUCUUGAAGGAAAGAUUUUUCACAAUAUCUAGGAGGCCAUAUGAAACCUGCUUAUGACCAGAAGAAAGCAUGAUUCCCCUAUUAGAUAAUCUUUGGCUGAUAUGCCUAGUCUUAGUACAAAGAUUUGGACAAACGAAAAUUGACCCAGUUUUAUAUCUCUCAAUUCAAUUUGAAUUUGGGUUAUGAUAGGGGAGAUUAUUCAGUCGUUCAGCUCCAUCUUUGUUGCUCUUGUGGGUAUUAAUUUCCGGAAACCGACUCGGUCAGGAUGCAGAGGGAGGCGAAUUCUCACUUAUGCAUGGUUUUUUUCCUGUAAUUAAUAGAACAAUGUGGUAUUUUUCGCUUUGCCCAAUGGUUUGUUUACUGGAAUAGAGCUCUGUGUCCUGGUUUUUGUGCUAAUGGUUUAUUGAGACCCGUUUUCAUCGUUCA